This is a messenger RNA of Juglans microcarpa x Juglans regia, 3921 nucleotides long. RefSeq names its product rho GTPase-activating protein REN1-like. Lineage: Eukaryota; Viridiplantae; Streptophyta; Magnoliopsida; Fagales; Juglandaceae. Bases 875 to 3241 code for a protein of 788 amino acids. The transcript has 23 exons. The record is from RefSeq and is a predicted model, not a curated record. Gene Ontology annotation, biological process: signal transduction.
CCUCCAACGCACACGUUCGUUUAGGAGCGUAAGACUGCGGAUACGGGGUGACGUGUACAACUGACGCAGAUAAAGAGGGCCCGCUCUCAAUGGAGUUUUCUGGAUCACCCCGGGUUUCCAUUUGAGAACAGUUCUGUCUCAACGGAGAGAGAGAGAGAGAGAGAGGAGAGUCGGUUUCACUUUUUCGCUUCCUUUCCUUCCAUUUCUCCUCACAGCCGAACACGCUCUGUUUCGUUAUAAUUUAUCAAGUCAACAUAGUCUAUUUGUUUAUUUUAUGGUAUUAUUUGAAGGUAGAUUCGCAAAUGCAAUGCACGUUUCCGAGUAGAAAAAAAGAUUUGCAAAUUCUCUUUUUACGAGAAUUUUCUGAUUUCGGUUGCUGCGUUUCUUUCAUUACUCACGAAGGUUUUGUUGUUAAAUAUAAACGUGUUAUUGAAUGGAUGCUUUGCUUGAUUGUUGAAUUGCGUUAUGAGUUCGAUCGAUAUGGGGUCUGCAGGGGGUGUUUGAUCUAAAAUGCUGAUGUUCUGGGAGAUGAUUCUGUGAUUUGGGAUCAGAGGAUGACUACGCGAAACGCGGAAUCGUCUCAGGGAGAUGGCGGCAUUCCUCCUCCACCCCCUGGCCCGCCCGAUCAUCUGAGCUCUCACGGUGGCAAUACGAUAGUGAUUUGCUUGUCCCUGGUUGUAUUAUAUGUCCCAACGUUCCUAUGGGGUGAAGAUUUUGUAUCAAAAUCCAUUUGAGAUAACUCUUUAUACAUGCAAGAAGCUUCAGGUUUAGCUUUCUAGUGCAUCUAACUGAAGCAUUCGAGACAUUCUUGCUGGUCAUGGUUAACAGAGACACAAGAGGAUGAACAUUUUGUUUUUUGGAUUUUUAGUUUAACAUGGUUUUCAAGAGCGGGCCACUUUUAAUAUCAUCCAAAGGAAUUGGAUGGACAUCUUGGAAGAAAAGGUGGUUUAUUUUAACAUGCAACUCCCUUGUUUUCUUCAGAAGUGAUCCGAAUGGUGUCCCUCAAAAGGGGAGUGAAGUGAAUUUGACUCUUGGUGGUAUUGACCUCAACAAUUCAGGCAGUGUGGAGGCCAAAGCAGAUAAAAAACUCCUGACUGUGCUGUUUCCUGAUGGUCGUGAUGGAAGAACUUUCACGCUUAAGGCUGAAACAUUGGAUGAUUUAUAUGAGUGGAAGGCUGCGCUUGAGAAUGCUUUGGCUCAAGCACCAAGUGCCGCUCAUGUGAUGGGGCAAAACGGUAUGUUCAGGAAUGACCAGACUGAUUCAGUUGUUAAUUCUUUUGGCCAAUUGAAGGAUAGACAAUCUGUCAAAUCUUCAGUUGUUGGAAGGCCCAUUUUGCUUGCUUUGGAAGAUGUUGAUGGAACUCCAUCUUUUUUGGAAAAAUCCCUUAGGUUUAUAGAAGAGUAUGGGGUCAAAGUAGAAGGGAUCUUGCGACAAGCCGCAUAUGUUGAUGACGUUGAACGUCGAGUUUGGGAAUAUGAGCAAGGAAAAAUGGAGUUUUCACCAGAGGAGGAUCCACAUGUUGUUGCUGAUUGUGUCAAGUAUGUGCUCCGGGAGUUGCCAUCUUCUCCGAUUCCUGCAUCUUGCUGCAAUGCACUGUUAAAAGCAUGUCGAACUGAUCGUGGUGUUAGAGUCAAUGCUAUACGUGCUGCAAUAUUUGAGACAUUCCCGGAGCCUAAUCGUCAUUUAUUGCAGAGAGUACUUGUGAUGAUGCAAACUGUAGCUUCUCACAAAGCUGAGAAUCGAAUGAGCUCCUCAGCCGUCGCUGCUUGCAUGGCACCCUUGCUUCUGCGUCCACUAUUAGCUGGUGACUGCGAAAUAGAACAUGAUUUUAAUGUUGGUGGUGAUGGUUCUGCCCAACUUCUGCAAGCAGCUGCUGCAGCUAACCAUGCUCAAGCGAUAGUUAUUACAUUAUUAGAGGAGUAUUAUAACAUAUUCAGGGAAGGUUCCAUGUCCCCUGAAAUGUACAGUGACUCAGAAGAGAGUGGAAGUGAGAGUGAGGAGGCAACUGAUGCUGAUGAGUCUUAUGAAGGUGAUGCAACACAGGAGUCUGAUGCAGAUGAUGAUCUUGAAAAUGCCUCAAGUGAAUCAUGUGGCGAGAGUGGUAACUCUAAAAACAAGGAUUUUUGUGAUGCUAAGGAUUCUGAUUCAGAUUUGGGUUCUAAGUCCCCAGGAUUAGGUGAUGCUUCUGGAACCAGUCAGAAGUUGUCAUCAAAUUUAUUUGAAGCUUCACUGCAUCAACAUGCUGUUCUCCAAAUUAGUGGGAAUCAUCCCAAUCAAAGCAAUAGUAGUUCAGCAAAGCAGGCUACUGAGUCUGCUGAAACACUACGAGAUGUUUCUAAAGAAACAUUUUUGAAUCCCACGUGUGCUCGUCCUACUCCAACCUCUUGCAUUAUAACAUCUACAACCAUAUCCAAUGGAUCUGCACAUUGUCGUAGGAGUCGUACCUUGUGGGGAUGUAAUGCUGCAAGGAAGAACCUUUCCAUGGAAUCCAUUGAUUAUACUGUAGAAGAUGAAGUUGAAAUCCAGAGACUUGAAGCCACUAAAAUAGAAUUGCUAAACAGAAUUGCAGAAGAGACUAAAGGAAAUGCAGUUCUGCAAGCCAGUCUGGAAAGGCGAAAGAAGGCUUUGCAUGAGCGUCGCCUAGCUCUUGAGCAAGAUAUCGCAAGACUACAGGAGCAGUUGCGAAAGGAAAGAGACUUGCGGACAACUCUUGAAGCAGGAAGUGUGCAUUUACCUGUUUUAGCCACUACUGAUGAAAAGACUAAGGCAGAGCUUGAGGAAAUAGCUAGGGUGGAGGCUGAUGUCAUCAAUUUGAAGCAGCAUGUUGAUAAGCUAGAAUCACAGCUUAAUCAUGAAUGCAAACAGAACUAUUGUUCUAUGCAUGCUUCGUACAAUCAACCCCAACAAACUCCUAAUCAUCAAGAAAAAAUGAAAGAUAAACAGAAGGAUACCGAAGCCAUGGCCGCUUCACUUGUUGAAAGGUCAAGAAGUAAGGAAGCAAAUUCAACAACUUCUGCGCUGUCGAAGUUGACGAGUAGGCUGAACUUCAUGAAGGAACGGCGUAGCCAGGUAACAAAUGAACUCCAAAAGAUGGAGAAAGGCCGCAGAUCAGGUCAAGUUGGACAAAACUUGGACAAGGGUCAAGGAUUUGAAGUUCAAUCUGUCCCAGAUCUAGACGUAGGUGAAGAAGGAUUUGCUUAUUGCACAUUACCCGUGAAAUCCCACAAAGGUGGGAACUGAUGCCAAUCAUUUGCAAAUUCAGAAAGAUUUAAAAAAAUCAGGGCGGUCAACCAAGGCAGAGAUAGCAAAUAGAUUAGUAGGUCAGUAUCCCCUCGGCCUGGACGGUAAAAUUAGAAGGCCAACUGUCUCAUAGUAUGAAAAAAAGGUCAAGGCUUCAGAGCACCAAUAUUUUUUUCCCCUCCCAAUGACAAUAUCUAGAAUCUAGAUGAUGCAUGGUCUCGUAUGACCAUUCGGUGAUUGUUUUGUGCAUUUGAUGUUCCUUUUUUCGACGACAAUAUGGUUCGAAUAACUUAGAGAGAUGAUGAAACUCAUCGGAUAGAAUCGGCACCAGUUUGAGUUUGGUGCCAAUUUCAAGCUCGAGCUUGAUCUUCACCCAAGCCUUACGAUGUACAGAUCAUCCAUCUCCUUGAUGAGAGCUGAAGCAUUUGUAAUUAUGAUGCCUGAACUUUGUUUGUUCAAAGGCAACCGGGUGUUUUCUUUUUAAUUCAACAUCCAUUCUUACUGGAGUUGCUUGGUGAUCUUAAGUUAAACCUGAAGGAGAAAAUCCUAGGUUCAAGCCCUCAUUUUUUUGGGUGAGGUUUGGGGGUCCGGGAUGUAUAAUUAGAGUAACAAAUAAGAUUACUUUUUUUUUUGGAUGCGUAUUUUAGCUGUCUCAUAAUAUAUGAUGCUUUUUCUUUUUC